AUGAGAGGCUGUAUUAGACUGCAUCGCAGUCUUGGCCUGGCUGGACUCGACCUCUCCCGUCCCACAGCACAAUUUUACUCCACAAAGCGUGCAUCCGCUGAUGCAAAGCCAGCGUCUCGAAAGAGAACGCCGCCCAGGGAGGCCUCGGGGAAGCCAUAUGCAAAGUCAACCAAGGCAUUGCGCGGGAGCAGGCUGGACCGGGUGCCAGACGACAAUGAGCUCGGCUAUGACCAGUGGGCCUGGUCCGAGGUGAACCUCGACGACAAGACCAUCCAGACGCCAGCGGGAAACCUCCCCAUUUCACCACUUCUAGACCCGGCAUGGCGGGAGGCCAGACAACGAAAAAAGACAAAGGCAACCCCAGACAAGAAAUCCCAUAACCGCUUCCAGCGGCAGCUGCGCCAGAAUCCCUAUGCCCAACUGCUGGCCACUCCUGUCCGAUUGUGCUCUGCCACCCGGACACACCUGCCCAAGGCCAUGCUGCAGGCUUUUGGUGUGGUCAGGCAUCCCGAGACAAACCAAGUCUGGUGGCUCCCUGAGGGUCUGGACGCGCCGCGCAAGCCCUCGAGCAAGAUGCCUGACGAAGCUGAAGAGACUGACGAGCCUUCACCAGAAGUUCCCGAGGAUGGGCCUAGGGACAGAUCAACUGGGACCCACAACAAAAAUGGCCCAGCUGGCUCCUCUGACAAGCAGGCUGCGUAUUCUUACCCGAUGAAUGCGCUCGGGCGUCAGGACCUAAUAAAAGGCUUCUCCACGCCGGGCAACUUGUACUUCUCGGGUCAUAAGAGAAUAGCCGGCAUGCCCAGCGCACCGCCCCAGGCCAAAUCUGCCGUCUGGCGUGUGGAUAUGGACGGGGUGAUUCUCGACCAGAGACGCCGGCAGAUCAUGGAGGAUCUCCUCCACCUUUGCACACUCUGCGAGGAAAACGGCAGGAGAUACAUCAUCAGGAUCACUGACGCCAAGUACUCCGCUACUUACGUCCACCGCGCCGCCUUUCUCUGGCUGGGAGAGGACACCGCGUCAGGGUCUCAACAGAACGACCAGGGGCUCGACGGCAAGGCAGACAAGGCAGAGGUUGACCCUGAACAAUACGCAACCCUUGACAUUGACGGCGACCCAACCACCACACGUCCUGUGUACAACUUGCCAAGACUUCUGGGCCCGGCUAAUGUCGCUCGAUUACGAACAGAAUCCAGCCUGCUCAGGGAUGGGUCGCUUUUCUUGCUGAGGAGCCAGCGGAGCGGUCCUGUGAAUAAGAAGCUGUGGAGUCUCCAGGGGUACAUGGCCACUUACAGUUAG
Molecule: messenger RNA, 1299 nt
Organism: Diaporthe batatas
Lineage: Eukaryota; Fungi; Ascomycota; Sordariomycetes; Diaporthales; Diaporthaceae
Exons: 2
Coding region: 1-1299 (432 amino acids)
Source: RefSeq, a predicted model, not a curated record